Molecule: messenger RNA, 660 nt
Organism: Yarrowia lipolytica CLIB122
Lineage: Eukaryota; Fungi; Ascomycota; Dipodascomycetes; Dipodascales
Source: RefSeq, a predicted model, not a curated record
AUGCUUCCUCUACUGGUGAUUUCCGCCAUUUCCAGCUUCACUCUCAGCGGUCUGGUUCUUCUGCUGCCCCGACUUUCCAGCCUCUUCCAACUGCUAGUCACCUGGACAGUGCUUUCUGGAGCGGCUGGAGCGUGUUGGUUUUCGUGUUUCUGCGUGCUCAAGUACUCGCCCACGCUCUACACGCCGUCACUGGCCAUUCUCGUCUCCUCAGCCGUCUUCCAUCUCUGCAACACCACCUAUCUAUGCGCCAUCACCUGGUACCGAAUGGUGGGCACCAAAAAGUCCCGAAAGGCCCGUCAGGAGAAAUUCAUUCAGCACGAACGAAUUCUCUCCGAGUACCGAGACCUGGCCAAAACCGAGUGGGACAAAUGCUAUGCUGGAGACAGCACCUGUUAUGAAGAUACAGACGGAGUUGACAUCAGCAGUAUGGAUGUCGAUUGUGAAAAUGGACGGUUCUCGUCGUCCAUGGAAUCCAUCAUGUCCACAAUGGGUUCCGUCUCCAUCACCACCGAUCUUACUCCCGAAGUGUCGCCCACUCUUCCCUUUCCUAGUUUCUGUCGAACCCCGGAGAUUUCAAUCUUCAAGAAUCGAGAUAGCAUCACCUGGGACGAGAUCCGCAAUGUGGAUUUCCUGUGCGACCAUGUUGAGCGGAUGGUCUAG